Papilio xuthus (Asian swallowtail) is the source of this 978-nucleotide messenger RNA. RefSeq lists its product as uncharacterized. The coding region runs from base 29 to 685 and encodes 218 amino acids. The transcript has 4 exons. NCBI's taxonomy places the organism in Eukaryota, Metazoa, Arthropoda, Insecta, Lepidoptera, Papilionidae. The record is from RefSeq and is a predicted model, not a curated record.
UUUAUUAAAGUUAGUAACUAGAAAUAAAAUGGAUAAGUCCCUUGCUACAACUAUAGAGGAAAUUAAACUCCAAGAACAAAACGCUGAAAUUAAAUUAAAGGAAAAUCGUGAUUUAGAAUCAACAAUCGCAUCUCUUAACAAAAACAUAAGAGAGACAGUGAUUCAGAUAGAGAAAUCUGAAAAGGAACAAAGAGAAUUAACCAAAAUAAUUAACAAACUCCGUAGCCAGCUAGAAUUAGACAAAAUACGCCGUGAUGCUUUGUUAGCUCAAAUUGAAGCUAGUAGAAAAGAAUUAGAAGAAUUAAGACGAAAAUCGUAUUUAAUUAUGUUAUUUUUAGACUUUUAUUGUGGUCAGGACGAAGGUAUUACGACGGUUUGGAAUAUACGGUCAUCUCUAUGCAAUGCGGUACAUAUGGCGUCGGAUAAUUAUGAUGUUAUGGCACUUCUUAUGAAACCGAAAUCGGUGGUAACAUUGCCAAAAGCUAAAACCCUCCCAGUUAAAGAAGUGGGCGAGUUUGAUAGAAAGCUUAAAGAAGUAACGCAAAGAAAACAAAACGCCGUAAAAGACCGAGAUCGGCUGUUGAAUGAACCAGAAACAGGCCACGAAUUUGUUAGGUAUUCUAUUUACAAAAAUCGGUUUAUUUUAUCUUUGUAUUACAGCUGCAGUCGAAGUCAACGUAGGUGAAGGAAAAUUGCACUUUAGUACAUUUAAUUGUAACUUGUUAAGUUUCACCGAAGCUCAGUAAUUUCUUCACACUUUGCGGGAAAAACUAAAUACCUUUCGAAUGUACAUUUAAUUCUUUGUUCUUUUAGGAUAAAAAAUGCAUUGGAGUUUUCCCUUGAAAAGAUUUCCAGUCUUCGUAGCAAUUAAAAUUUAAGUUUAAUAAACGGUUUAUUUGAUUGCUUAGUUUUAUUUGUGUUACUUAAUUGUGCAGAAUAAAUAAAAUGUAAUAUAAAGUAAUAAAUAAUUUCAAGAGA